Gymnodraco acuticeps is the source of this 2856-nucleotide messenger RNA. It is a transcript of the gene rnf103, whose product is annotated as ring finger protein 103. Lineage: Eukaryota; Metazoa; Chordata; Actinopteri; Perciformes; Bathydraconidae. Gene Ontology annotation, molecular function: ubiquitin-protein transferase activity. Gene Ontology annotation, cellular component: endoplasmic reticulum. Gene Ontology annotation, biological process: protein ubiquitination. The record is from RefSeq and is a predicted model, not a curated record. The transcript has 7 exons. Bases 387 to 2528 code for a protein of 713 amino acids.
GCUGCUAUAUGCACCAGCUGAUCGCAGCAGUAAACAGUUCGGUCAUUACUGUCACUUUCUGAACCUAAAUCCGCAAGCACAGCAGCAACGGGUCACGCGCUACUGACAGGCCGCGGGAAAGUGCCGCGUGUGCAGCGGACACUGUUUGUUUUGUUUGACAGACUGCUCAGUGUCGAGGCCUACCUACGAUGCUAAGCUAACCAGCUAGCUGUCACCAUUCAUGUAAACAAGUGGUGAAGGCAGUGGACGGUCAGGGUUAGCCCCUCUCAGCCGGACGGUGAGGACAGUGCGACCGGCCUACACUCCUCCAUGUUGAGCUAAUGUCUGUUCUGGUUGUCGGAAGCCUAUGACAGUGACUUUCAGCAGCGCUCCCGGACAGCUACAAGAUGUGGAUAAAGCUGUUCUUCUUGCUCUUGUAUUUUAUGGUGUUGUUUAUGCUAGCGAGGCUCUUUGAGGCAGUGGUCUGGUAUGAGACUGGGAUGUUCUCCACCCACCUGGUGGACCCCGUGAGCCUCAGCUACAAGAAGCUGAAGACCAUCCUGGAGAGCAGGGGACUGCCUUACUCCGGCCUGGCCGAGAAGAAGGAUGUCAGCGAGCUGGUAGAGAAAUCAGGAGAGCUGACACAUGGAGAGCUGUACUCAGCCAUGAAGAAGGAGAAGGAGCAGACGGAGGCAGGAGACGGCAGCACCAUCUUCAGUGGAGAGAUGCACUUCUAUGAGUUAGUGGAGGACACUAAAGAUGGGAUAUGGCUGGUGCAGGUCAUUGCCAAGGACCGGGAGGCCCUGCUCAGUCAGUCUAACUGGGGGAAGAUGGUGCAGAAAGUGUCUCAGUUUGGGAUCAGAACUGGAACCUUCAACUGCUCUAAUGACUACAGGUCCUGUAUCAAGCGUGGCUGGCAGCGCUCCACUCUCAUCAUGUCCGUUCCUCAGACUUCAGCAUCAAAGGGCAAAGUCAUGCUUAAAGAAUACAAUGGCCGUCGCAUUGAACCUGAACACAUCUUCCGCUGGAUGACCUCACAUGUGGCUCAUCGAAUCAAAACACUGCAUCAGUCUGAGCAGCUGGUGGAGGAGUGGCGCUCUGACCCCGCCCACCCGGUGAAGAUGUUCCUGUUCGCCUGCCUGCCCCAGCCCCCCGCCUUCUUCUCUGCGCUGUCCGUCAAGUUUACUGGAAGGAUCGAGUUUGUUUUCGUGGACGUACAUCACUGGGAAAACCACAGCAGCCUAUCAGAGAUAGAUGUGACACAGAGCCCCGCCUACAUUCUCAAGAUGCCUGAGGGCAUCUAUCGCUAUGGCAGCAGUAUCGGGGAGUUCCUGUCCCUGGCUGCUAUGGAUACGUUCCUGCGCGGGGUCCAGCCGGAGGUCAACGAUCUGUUUGUCCUCAGUCUGGUCCUGAUUAACCUGCUGGCCUGGAUGGACCUCUUCAUUACACAGGGAGCAACCGUGAAAAGAUUUGUAGUUCUGAUCCGAACACUUGGAACAUACAACUCUAUACUGCUGGGGUCCUGGCUUCCUGUUCUGGCUCUCCUCCAGCUGCCCUACCUGGACUCUCUGUAUGGUUACAGUCUGAAGCUGCUCCGGUAUGCUGACACCACCACCCUGGCCAGCCUGGUGAGAGCUGACUGGACCUUCUACUCCUCCCACCCAGCUCUCUUCCUGUCCACCUACCUGGCUCACGGCCUGCUCGUCAACUACUUUGAAAAGAAACGCCGCUGUGGCGUGAGGAGCCAAGAGGACAGCACCACAAACCUGGAGUGGCUGUCCAAUCUGUGGGACUGGUACACUUCCUAUCUGCUCCACCCAAUCGCAGCGCUGCAGCAGGUCCCAUCUGACUACUCAGACUGGGAGGUCGACCCCAACUUUUUAUUAGAGCGUUUGGCUUUCCCUGAUCUCUGGCUGCGCCCAUUAGUAAACAUGGAGUAUAUUGACACCCUGCCAACCUGGAGGUUCAGAGCUGCUGGUCCGGACAGAGGAGAGGGGGGGGGUGUAAAGCUGGAUGAAGAGACAGAUAGUUCACAUUCAGACACAGAGAGCAUGAAGCAGUUGGAUGCAGUUCCCGUCAGAUCUCCAAAUAGCAGCAAGAAACACGAGAGCUCAUUGAGCAGUGAGGACAGCGGUAAACAUUUGUGUGUGCACACAAACACAGGCCCCAGCAGUAGCUGUGAGUGUGUGUGUGCUGCUGCAUCACCACUCUGCUGUCGUCAUGGGAACAGAAGCUCACCAUUAGCUGACAGGACGGUGGAGGACGGCAGCCUGACAUCCGAAGACAUCUCCAACUCUCAGCACUGUGAUUGGUCGGUGUGGCCCCGGGACGUCCUGCAGUGUCUGGAGUGUGUGGUGUGUCUGGAGAACUUUGUGAGUGAGGAGCUGCUGAUGGCCCUGCCCUGCGGCCACGUGUUCCACCAGCAGUGCAUCGUGGUGUGGCUGGCCUCCGGCAGACACUGCUGCCCGGUGUGUCGCUGGCCCAGCUACAAGAAGAAGCUGCAGGGGGCUGCAAUCAGAAGCUCCACGGGAAACACCCUGCAGGACUGAUGCAUACGUCUUACUUCGUUAGGGCUGCGUAUCGAUGUUAAAUUGAUCAGCCUAGAUAUUGUCUUACAUUUUGGCUAUGGUAAUAUCUUAUAUCGUAAUAUAUAAGUGUGUUUUCCUAGUUUGAAGGCUCUAUUGCAGGGGAAGGAUGUCAUUCUCUGAACUAAAAAGAGAUUUCAGCUGUUUACUUUACCCACUUAAUCAUUAUAACCUCAUUAUUUAUCAAAAAUGUCAUUGUGUAAAUCAUUUGUGAAGCCCCCAAUAGUCAACAGUAAAAUUGAUCGAUUUUGAAAUAUUUGGUGAAAAAUAAGGUGAUAUUUGUUUUUCUUCA